Messenger RNA from Frankliniella occidentalis (western flower thrips), 2907 nucleotides. RefSeq names its product sphingomyelin phosphodiesterase 4. The transcript is spliced from 14 exons. NCBI's taxonomy places the organism in Eukaryota, Metazoa, Arthropoda, Insecta, Thysanoptera, Thripidae. Gene Ontology annotation, molecular function: sphingomyelin phosphodiesterase D activity. Gene Ontology annotation, biological process: ceramide biosynthetic process; sphingomyelin catabolic process; glycerophospholipid catabolic process. Bases 50 to 2851 code for a protein of 933 amino acids. The record is from RefSeq and is a predicted model, not a curated record.
UUUAGACCACCCUAACCUAACCUGGGUCACCAUUUGAGGUCUGGCUCAAAUGCAUUGCCCUUCUUGUUUUUCAUUGCAAUCUUCAUUUGCACGAUGUGUACUAUUCUUUCCAUAUCCUUCCUUUUCCCGCACUCCCUCGCAGUGGUUCAGGUCCCUGCUGUACCGCUGGUUGUCUAGCCGGCGGUUCCUUCCCCUCCCGUCCCGCCUACAAUUGGCUUUACAAAAUCCGCUCCAGUAUAGAUGUGAGGAGAUCACAAGGAUAAUAGAUGAACUGGGCACAAAAGAGCUCCAAAAUGCACUCCCUCUUUUGUUGGCUGACCUUUUUGGAGUGUCCAGUCAAAGUCUCUCAAAUGCAAACACCACUUCUUCCGGAGGUUGGGGGCUGAGGAUACGGACUGUUAUGCAGUCCAAUGAGUUCACUGAUUACAAUGUACUCUACCAGUUCUUGCACCCUCAAGGGCCACUUUUUAGACUUCUUUACAAACUUCUUCAAGACUGCCAUUUGAAAUAUGAGUUUCCUCUCCAAUGGUUACCGGCUCGGAUCAAGCAUUUAAUCUUAAGAGGAAUGGUUCCUCCAUUUUAUUUGGAUAAAUUGCAGCUUGACCCUCAAACAAAAACACCCACAAGUCUAGCUCUAAAUUCUUUUGAACUCUACAUUUUUCACUUUGCCUAUCAUCUUGUCAACCCAGAGCUACAGAGAGUUCACAUGAAUGCUUGGCUCUAUUCUGAUUCAUUGUAUUUAAAUUUGACUGAGGCAUAUUUGAGUGAACUGCUGCCUUGUGAUCGUUCCACUGUUCUACCUGCUGUACCAUUCAAUUUUGGAGUCAUGCAAAGCUAUAGUGCAUCUUUUGGUCCUUAUGGAACUCUGCAGCGUAUCCCAAAUUUACAUUCAACAUCAAGAUCUGCCCACACUCCUCAUUUACUUAGACAGUCUGUGAUUCAACAAGGCAGCAGCUCAGGGUCACUCCAUUCUUCACCUGCCACUGCAGUUACAAGCACAAGAACAGAAAUUUGGCGCAGUGAAACUGUAGCCCAAGUAUUUGUUGAUUUUUGGUUAAGCCAUGGAGAGGGCGAAAUUGGCCCUGUCUUUGGUGCAAGUGGUUCUCCUCAAAGGCAAUAUCCUGUAGAUCACAACAUAUCUCAUCAUUAUUUUCAAAUGGAGCAACUUCGAAUUUUUAAGUUGCCUCUGAAGUAUCCUGAGCUGCUGCCAACAGGUGAACAUAUUCGAGUCGUCCGGAAUCUUAUAAAACAUCUGCACUACUUUUCAAAUAGUGUAACUGGUGACCAAAGUGCUAUGGAUGAGUUAAGAAGGAUUAUUGGACCAUCUAGUCAGGCAAAAAUAUAUGGUUUUCUUCGUCGAACCAUUCACCAUUGGCCUUUGGAUAGUUCAUUUCGUUUCAUCUUGGAAACUUGGUUAAGCUAUAUACAACCAUGGAGAUACACAGAUCACCGCUAUCAGAGCAAUUUACCUGCUGGUAGGAGCUCAGGGAUGGACCUAGGUGACCCUGACUUAAGGAAUGGUAGAAAUGCAGGACAAGAGAGGAAAGAAGUUGACCGCCGUUGGAUAUCCUUCAUAGCAGAAAACCUUCUUAGUUAUACAGUGAUAUUUCAAGAGAUGAUUCCCCGCUUUGCAAGGCUUGAUCUAUCUACUCCAAAAAAUGCAAACAUGCUAUUUAGGGUCUCAAAGGUUUUUUCACAACCCAAUUUGGCUGAGCUCAUUCAAGAAGUGGAAAGCUGUUUGGAUGAUUUAUUGGGCUCCGUCAGCCCCCAGAAGCGUUCAGCCAUGUCCUCAGACCAUCCUCUCGGAGGACUUGCGGCACAUCAAGCCACAAAAUGGAGUGCCAUUGUAAGACAGCAAAUUCAAGAUUUAGAAUCACCAGGUUUCCAAUACAAACCCAUGUUUGGAUCUGCAGUUAGGUCACAGGUUGUUGGUCUGAUGAUAAUUGUUCAGCAAGCUCAUGCUGCAGCAAUAAGCACACAGAGAGCACUGGAAGAAGAAGCUACCUUGCGUUCACAUUCUCGAUCUUUUCUCUCAGUCAUCAAAGACAUGUUACUUCUCUCAGACCAUUCCUCCAAUGAUGAGUACUCUCCUGAAGAGCGACUGAAAGUAUUAACUUUCCUCAAUACAGCCAUAUCUCAGUUCUCGGAUAUUUUUAAGAUCAACAAUACCGAAAUCAUGAAUUCCAACAAUAUGUCAAUUAGUAAUCCAGAUAUUCAAUCAAAUGGUGAUGUAACUGACUAUGGAACUCCUACAACAAGUCGCACAAUUACUUAUCGAGGUCAACAAUCUCAAAUGAACAUGACACCCUUGGCUGGUGAAGCUCUCACGUCAACUCCACAACAGUGGCGGCAACGCAGUAUGAAUUUACAAUAUGAAGGGGACCCAGAUCUCAUCCCAAUUCGUAGUGAUGAAAGUGAAUUCUUGGUUAGACUACUCUAUCAGGUGGCAUCCAAACUAAAUGAAAUGUACUGCAGUGAAAUGGCACGCCUUUACCAUAGAGAGGAUGUAUGGGGUCGGGUAGCUCGCCAAAUUUUAUCUGCUCCUAUGACUGUGUAUCGGUAUGACAAGAGAUCACCAGGAAGCUUCUCUCCAAGAGUGGGAUCAGCAUUGCCUCCUCGUCUCAGCCUACGGCCACUUGCACGAUACAGAAAUCUAGCAAUGAUUGCUAUGCUCUAUAUUGUUGCCUUAGUUUGUAAUGCCCCACCUUAUGCUGUUUUGUGCUCAGCAAUUCUAUUCUGGGGUGUUUUGGUCACAGUUAAAGCAGUUAUUGAACCAUGGGGAUCAACAAGGCCUUCUCAACCCAGAUUUAGUGAUAGAUUAAAUGAUAGUCUUGCAGAUCAGUCCUUCUGAGAAAUUUAUCAUGUAAACAUUUCCACAUUUUAUACAGAAUUUUAUUUAACAAUUAU